AUGCUGGGGGCCAGUUGUCAUACCCCUAGAAUAACACUGGUAAUACACAGGUAUGUGAAUGGCUGUCUUAGAAUAACACUGGUAAUACACAGGUUUGUGAAUGGCUGUCUUAGAAUAACACUGGUAAUACACAGGUUUGUGAAUGGCUGUGUUAGAAUAACACUGGUAAUACACAGGUAUGUGAAUGGCUGUCUUAGAAUAACACUGGUAAUACACAGGUUUGUGAAUGGCUGUCUUAGAAUAACACUGGUAAUACACAGGUUUGUGAAUGGCUGUGUUAGAAUAACACUGGUAAUACACAGGUUUGUGAAUGGCUGUGUUAGAAUAACACUGGUAAUACACAGGUUUGUGAAUGGCUGUGUUAGAAUAACACUGGUAAUACACAGGUAUGUGAAUGGCUGUGUUAGAAUAACACUGGUAAUACACAGGUUUGUGAAUGUCUGUGUUAGAAUAACACUGGUAAUACACAGGUAUGUGAAUGGCUGUGUUAGAAUAACACUGGUAAUACACAGGUAUGUGAAUGGCUGUCUUAGAAUAACACUGGUAAUACACAGGUUUGUGAAUGGCUGUCUUAGAAUAACACUGGUAAUACACAGGUAUGUGAAUGGCUGUCUUAGAAUAACACUGGUAAUACACAGUUAUGUGAAUAGAAAAACACUGGUAAUACACAGGUAUGUGAUUGGCUGUCUUAGAAUAACACUGGUAAUACACAGGUAUGUGAAUGUCUGUGUUAGAAUAACACUGGUAAUACACAGGUUUGUGAAUAGAAUAACACUGGUAAUACACAGGUAUGUGAAUGUCUGUGUUAGAAUAACACUGGUAAUACACAGGUAUGUGAAUGUCUGUGUUAGAAUAACACUGGUAAUACACAGGUAUGUGAAUGGCUGUCUUAGAAUAACACUAGUAAUACGCAGGUUUGUGAAUGUCUGUCUUAGAAUAACACUGGUAAUACACAGGUUUGUGAAUGUCUGUCUUAGAAUAACACUGGUAAUUCACAGGUUUGUUAAUGUCUGUGUUAGAAUAACACUGGUAAUACACAGGUAUGUGAAUGGCUGUCUUAGAAUAACACUGGUAAUACACAGGUAUGUGAAUGUCUGUGUUAGAAUAACACUGGUAAUACACAGGUUUGUUAAUGUCUGUGUUAGAAUAACACUGGUAAUACACAGGUAUGUGAAUGGCUGUCUUAGAAUAACACUGGUAAUACACAGGUAUGUGAAUGUCUGUGUUAGAAUAACACUGGUAAUUCACAGGUAUUAAUUUCCUAUCAAAAUUUCUCUAUCUGACAUGAAGUGUUGGUAAUUGACUUUGUAUUAAGAAAUUUCUCUAUCUGACAGAAGUUGAACAUCAUAGAUUUUCAGUACCUUCCAGGUUAACAAUACUAUCAAGGUUUAAAUUCAAUUUUUUUUAAUUUUUUUUUUUUUUUUUGAAAAGAUGUUCCAAUUAUAAUACCUCCUGCUGACCAAAUGACUUUGAAAUUAAAAGCAAUUUUGCAUAGUUACAUAACAAUAACUAUCUUAAUUUCUCUGUACCGAUUGUUCUGGGCUAGAAGUUAUAACUAUAUGUACAAACAUACAGGUAAUAUACCACUACUCUUCUUCUGCAGCUGUGAUAGCCAGCAUCAAUGUUUACAAAUUGCUAAUCAAGAAUUAAGAAUAAGAUAUUCAAAAUUGUGAUGGUCAUUUUCCAACUCUUGUGGCGUGCAGAUGUUGUCCUUUUUUGUCUCAAGCUAGUCCUGGUAGGUGGUUGUAGGCUAGGUAUUGAAGUUGUUCCAGAGUGUAUGAUAGUUGUGUAGUUCAUCAGAGUUAGAAUUAAGGGACCACUAACAAACACUGUUCCCCAUCACCUGGGAAUGAUGUACAUACUUAUCUGUUGACAUUAUAUGCUGGAUCUUGUUACAAUUUCAGAAAAUGUCAUUUGAAUUUUCUAGGAUGUUUUAAACCAUAUAACUUUUAUUUAUUCUUCCUUUUCUGUAUCUCUAUAAGUAGGGAACAGAUGUAAAUGUUGGUGUACUGUUUGAAGACUUUGAGGUGUUGCCACUAAUUAUUUGUGUCAUAUACACACCAUGAGUAUCACAUAUGUUCAUGUUUUUGUGUGCCAUUGAUAUGGGUUGUGUGCUGACUGUCACUAUUUAUCUAAUUAAUUUAACUGGUACUUAUGUUUAUCAUAACUCCAAACAAAAGAAUCUCUAGGACAGCAAAUUAAAUUUUGAACUCCAAAAUCAGUAGACUUACAUUUCUUUAACUGCUAAAAUUGAUUUUAAUCUGUGAUUUGUCAAUAUUUUUUUGUAAACUUGCGAACUGUAGUGCAUUAGAAUAAUUAGCCAAUACUUAUUAGGAAAUAGCAAACUUGAUUGUAUGUUCUUUGUCGUAGAUACACUUUACAUAUUGCAUGUGGUUUAUGGCUGUACAAUGGUAUGGUUUAGUAUGAGUAUCACACAAUGACUGAAGCAUUGAUUGUAAAUCCUGGCCUGGAUGCUGUACAACGGUAUGGUUUAGUGUGAGUAUCACACAAUAACUGAAGCAUUGAUUGUAAAUCCUGGCCUGGAUGCUGUACAACAGUAUGGUUUAGUGUGAGUAUCACACAAUGACUGAAGCAUUGAUUGUAAAUUCUGGCCUGGAUGCUGUACAACAGUAUGGUUUAGUGUGAGUAUCACACAAUAACUGAAGCAUUGAUUGUAAAUCCUGGCCUGGAUGCUGUACAACGGUAUGGUUUAGUGUGAGUAUCACACAAUAACUGAAGCAUUGAUUGUAAAUCCUGGCCUGGAUGCUGUACAACAGUAUGUUUUAGUGUGAGUAUCACACAAUAACUGAAGCAUUGAUUGUAAAUCCUGGCCUGGAUGCUGUACAACAGUAUGGUUUAGUGUGAGUAUCACACAAUAACUGAAGCAUUGAUUGUAAAUCCUGGCCUGGAUGCUGUACAACAGUAUGGUUUAGUGUGAGUAUCACACAAUAACUGAAGCAUUGAUUGUAAAUCCUGGCCUGGAUGCUGUACAACAGUAUGUUUUAGUGUGAGUAUCACACAAUAACUGAAGCAUUGAUUGUAAAUCCUGGCCUGGAUGCUGUUUAAAGGUACGGUUUACUGUUAGUGAUUUUGAAAUUUUAUCACAAACUUAAGUACAAUGCCAAUGCAGUAUCAUUUGGUAUAUAGAUGACUUUGGUGCUUAUAAUUAUGCAUGGAUUAUAUAGCUUUUUGUGUUAGGAAAGGUUAUCAAUUAAUUUUCCUGAAAGCUAUAUUUUUCUGGCAUUUCACAUGUUAAUAUACUCCCAACAUGAAUUAUUGGAGGCUGUUUCUGUAAGUGGAAUUAUGGACAAGUGUUUUGAGGACAGUUUCAUCCUUAGUUUUAAGGUUAUCAACAGACAAAUUACCAUAAUUGUGUGUUAAUGAAUACAAUCAUGAUUUCAUAUUAAUAUGGACACUUCACUUUAAUCUAUUGCACAAGAGAGUGUAACUAGUCCGAUACAUCAUUUGAAUAUGAUGAUAAUCUCCAUUGAAUAUUUUGCAGAUUUGAUAGUUGUUAACACAUGACCUAGUAUGUUUGUGGGUAUGUUAAGAAAUAAAUUACGGUGUUCCUGUAUGUUGUGAGGGUAGGUUCUGAGAUGGGGAUUUCCUUGUAUGUUGUGUCGGUAGGUUUGGAGAUUGGAGAUGCCCUUCUUGUUUUAUGGGAAGGUUUCGAAAUAGUAGUUAACUUGUAUUUUGUGAAAGUGUUUUGGAGAGGUAGGGCUGAAGAUUGGGGUUUGUGGGAUUUGAGGGGUUUAGGAUGAGUGGGAGGGGUGAUGAUGGGGUUACCCUGAAGGCUGUGUAAUUAGGUUUAGAAAUAGGAAUUACCUCAAAUUUUGUGAAGGUAAGUUUUGAGGAGGUUACAAUGGAUGUUGUGUUGUUAAUUAUGGAAGGGGAUAUUUAUGUUAUGUAGAUGGACAGGGAGCUGGGAGAAUACCUUGUACCAUAUGGAUUAGAAAUGGUUAACCCUGUCUUGUAUGAGAAGGUUUGAAAGGGAGUCAUCCAUGGUGUGUGGUCAUGUUUGGAAACAAGAAAUAACAGAGAUAAUCAAUAGAUGUAUUUGAGUUGUGUUGUUUUGAUGAGCUAGGAGAUGGGAAACGGCCCUAAACAUAAAUGAAUGUAUGUUAUGUAGGUGGUCUGGCAGACUGGACAUACACCUGUAUGUUGUGUAGGUGGUCUGGCAGACUGGAAUUAAACCUGUAUGCUGUGUAGGUGAUCUGGCAGACUGGACGUAAACCUGUAUGUUGUGUAGGUGGUCUGUCAGACUGGACAUACACCUGUAUGUUGUGUAGGUGGUCUGGCAGACUGGAAUUAAACCUGUAUGCUGUGUAGGUGAUCUGGCAGACUGGACGUAAACCUGUAUGUUGUGUAGGUGGUCUGUCAGACUGGACAUAAACCUGUAUGUUGUGUAGGUGAUCUAGCAGACUGGACGUAAACCUGUAGAUUGUGUAGGUGAUCUGGCAGACUGGACAUACACCUGUAUGUUGUGUAGGUGAUCUGGCAGACUGGACAUACACCUGUAUGUUGUGUAGGUGGUCUGGCAAACUGGACGUAAACCUGUAUGUUGUGUAGGUGAUCUGGCAGACUGGACGUAAACCUGUAUGCUGUGUAGGUGAGCUGGAAAGUAUCCCUGUUGUGUUGAGAUAUCCCUGUUGAAUUGCGGUAUCAGUGUUGAGUUGUGGUAGCCUUAUUGAGUUGUAGUAUCCCUGUUGAGUUGUGGUAGCCUUAUUGAGUUGCAGUAUCCCUGUUGAGUUGGUAGGUACAGAUAUUUUGUUGGGAGACUUGUGAUGCCCUGUGAAUUGAAAUAGUUUUGUAUUGAGUUAGGAUAGAAGAGACAACUUGGCAUACUGUUAAACGUAGAGGUGGUGAGCAAAGAAUCAAGAAUAAUUCUGUUAAAUAUUGUUACAAGUGGCUGAAAUUAUCAGCUCAUCAAAUACAUUGGAGGACUUUAGCUUAGUGUGUAGAUACAUGUAGUCAUUAGGAACAGAUUUUGUGUUAGUUUACACAUUCCAAUGCAAGUUAUCAAUUGUCAAUUUUCACAUAAAUUAUGAUACAACAAAAUAUUGAAUACUGAAUGUUAGAUUUGCAUGUGUUAACUAAGGUAUAAUGUAUACUAUGAGAAUUGUCUUUUUCAAUAUAUGUGUAUAAGUAAUU
Molecule: messenger RNA, 5151 nt
Organism: Ylistrum balloti
Lineage: Eukaryota; Metazoa; Mollusca; Bivalvia; Pectinida; Pectinidae
Exons: 3
Coding region: 1-1257 (418 amino acids)
Source: RefSeq, a predicted model, not a curated record